Messenger RNA from Caenorhabditis auriculariae, 1036 nucleotides. The record is from the annotation of a GenBank genome assembly. Lineage: Eukaryota; Metazoa; Nematoda; Chromadorea; Rhabditida; Rhabditidae.
AUGGACCUCCUUUAUUGCGUAGCACGAGGAGGAGUCAGUUGUCCGGUAUAUUUUCAUUUAGGAACUUGAGAAAAUUCACAGGCUAAGUCCAGAAGGACCUAAAAAGUUUUUUUCAGAGAACCUUUAUUGGAGAAAAAAAAACUGGAAAAAAGGGGAGAAAAGGAGGUUCAGAAAACUUUUAACACCUUUUUAGGAACUCAAAAAAGAGCUUCAGAUUAUUCUUUUUGAGGUCGUUUGGACAUCGACCGUUUUCUAGAAUGAGAAGAAUUGAUUAUAACACUUAAUUUGAUCAUUGAGACGUCAAAAAUGCUCUGAGGACAUCAAAAACACCAUUGUGACACCAAAAAUAAACUAUCACGAUUGUCUUACAAAGAUUGCCGAAAAAAGGCACAACCACAGUAGCGGGCACGGAUCUCCUUAAAGCAACGUCGUUUAAGUACCGUGGCUCGAAGAUCGCCCAAGACGGCUCAAUUUUAAAUGAUGUUUCCGCACGCAUACAAGGUGCCUGGAUAAAAUGGAGAUCCACGACUGCCGUGAUGUGUGACCGACGGAUGAGCGACCGACUCAAAUCGAAGAUAUACCGCACAGUGAUCCGACCAGUAGCGAUGUACGGGACCGAAUGCUGGCCGGCGACAGAGAAGGACGAAGUAAAAAUGGCAGUCAUGGAAACAAAGAUGGACCGCCGGAGUCACGAGACUGGACCACGUGAGGAACGAGAACAUACGAAAUCGUUUCAGAGUGGCGCCGAUUCGCGAAAAGCUACGUGAGAAUCGCCUGAGAUGGUAUGGGCACGUCCUAAGACGUCCAUAGCAAAAACAAGUUACCCGUUGGAAGUCGAUGGUAAAAGGCCUAGAGGCCGACCAAAAAGAAGGUGGAUGGACACGCUUAACGAAGAUCUGAAAGCGACGAUACUCCACCCAGACCAAGCAGCCGACAGAACAAAAUGGCGACAACGUUCCAGAAAAGCGGACCCCGCAACCGAGCCGGACAGACGGUGAAGAAGAAGAAGAAGAUUUACUCACAAAGAUUCUUCUGA